Messenger RNA from Ooceraea biroi (clonal raider ant), 5750 nucleotides. RefSeq names its product protein abnormal spindle. Gene Ontology annotation, biological process: spindle organization; mitotic cell cycle; establishment of meiotic spindle localization. The record is from RefSeq and is a predicted model, not a curated record. Gene Ontology annotation, cellular component: spindle pole. Gene Ontology annotation, molecular function: calmodulin binding. Lineage: Eukaryota; Metazoa; Arthropoda; Insecta; Hymenoptera; Formicidae.
GCCUCUAUGUCCGCAAAACUUCAGCAAGGUCGAUACAGUUGUCAGUCCUGCUCGGGCUUAGUUUGCGUCCGUUUGAAUUAAAUUGAUGAAAUCCGUUACUGUUUAAAGGAUGCAAUGAUCGUUCGUAUGUCAGCUUGAGUUGAUGAACGUGCAGUGUUUCUGAUCAAAAGUUUGUCGAACAAUUGUACAGGAUGAAUUCGUUUUGUCCUGUGUCACAAACCGUGCCUAAAACCGUUAAGCCAUGCACGGAUAAGCAACCUCCUUAUACCAUGUUACUCGCUCCCUUUCAACCAGCUACAAGGAUCGAGUUGGAGACCGAUGUAAACACCGAUAUAGAAUGCUGCUUAAAUAUAAAAAAUACUAGUGACAAGAUAUUAAAUGUAACCGUGACAAAGGUACCAGCUAUAGAACGGCAGAUCACAUUAAGUUUAUCUGAAUUAGAGAUUCAGGGGAAUAGCAAUGGCACGAUGCAUAUCAGAUGGUCCCCCAGAGAAGCUGGAUGCUGGCGAGACGUGUUGCAACUCACUGAUAAUAGGCGAAUUAAAUACGACAUUGUUAUAGCAACAACUGCUAAGGAUAACAAGAAGAAAAAUGUCAAGACACGGAAGAAACCGCCAAAGGCAUCUCUAUCACUGUCAAGUUCGUCGAAUUUUUCUGUGUCAAUAAUAAAUAAACCGUACCAGCAAAGCAAUACAUCGUUAAAAGUUCCAACUAUUAAUCAGUCAUUGGUCAGCAAUCUUGGUGCGCAAACAAGAAAAUGCAUACCAAGUUUUAAGAACGAGUCAAAUAAAGAAAACAUCUACGGAGGAAAAAAUGGGACGAAAACACACAUGCUGCAAAUUGGAGAUAAUAAAAUAAUUAAUGAGACUCAUCAUUACGGUCAUGACAAGUCGGAGAACUCUUUGUUUGAACAGAGUAUAAAUGUGUGGAGCGACGGCAGUGUACUGCCACAAGCUCUUCUUCCUUCUAAUGUACCGCAGGACAUUCGGAGAGCCACAUACGUUAAGGAAAGAAAGCCUUGCAACAAUGUACUGUACGAGCACAGCGAACAAAUUAAAGAACAAACUGAAAAUACAGUAUAUACUGCAGACAAGGCUCAGACUGAAUUUUCUAUGCUAUUGGACAAGCUUACAUUCACGUCCGUGGACGUAAUCUCGAGUUCUCUGCAGUCUACAAGAAGAGAAUCGAUCGAUUCGACGAUCUCGCAGAGCAUAGAUAAACACAGAACGUUCAAUAUUAGUCGCGAUCAAUUCUUUGAUACAUUCGCAGUUUCUGAUACGAGAAUUCCUGUCAAUGCACCAUCUGCUUUACAGUCAACAGACGUGUGCGAUUCGUCGCUAAUUGAAUCGAAGAAAGAAGACGGAUGCUCUCUCAUAAGUGAUAUGAACAAUUUCAGGGCAUCGUCACCGAUUAAUUCGCAACACAACGAUCUAUUGAAAGAUCCUACCGAAUAUUUCAAACGGUCUACAACGAAUAUAAAUCGUAGCGUCCAGACAAGCGACUACGAAUACUUCAGCUUUGAGAUCAUUCCUGAGAACGUUGAGGCGACUAAAGAAACGGGGGACAUGUACAUCGAAAUAUCGCCACCGAAAAAGCCUCUCUCAUAUAAAUCGAUGUUUUCAUCGAAGCUCGUUAAAAACACGAGAACCGGUAAAAUUACAAAAAACAAAUCUGAGGAAAGAAACAUGAAGAAGUUACAUCUGAAUGAUUCAAGGAAGACUCCAAGGAAGACACCAGCAAUCAAGGUGAACAAAUUGUCUCUCAGCGCUUUGCGUAAAACGAAAUGGCAUGCUCCAUCAUCCUCUAGAGAAUCCAGCUUCAGAAUACAAAACAAAGAAGAAUCUUUCAUCUACGAAGCGUUCGACCUAGAUCCCUUCUCACCAUCCGUCACCGAGGAUCCAUUUCUGAAAAACACAAUCCAUUAUGACGAGAGGUGGCUGCUGCAACAAGAACUGACAUUUACAAAGUGGUUGAACGCUCUGUUGUCUUCGCCGGAAGACUUGUCUGUAGACAUUGAAACCGCUGUAGCAGAUAUCGGGAAGGUAUGGCAGUCGUGCAAAGUGCAGAAGGACACUGUACUGGCCGAAACGAAGGAGGCUGUAUCCGCUAGGUAUCACACGAAUACUAGAUUGAACAUGUUGCGAAAAGCUGCGAGUGCUAUGUUCAAUCGUGAGGAAGUCGCGCAAGUUCUUUCACGCACCAGCACGUACAUCGCUAAAGGAACUUUGUGCAUCAGGUCGGAUCGCAAUCUACAUCGAGAUAUUGGCUUGCAGAAACUCAUAUUGGGUUUAUUCUUGAAUUAUAAUCCCUUGUGGCUGCGCAUUGGCCUGGAGACAAUCUACGGCGAGAGCAUUCCUCUGCGCUCGAACAACGACAUGGUUGGCCUGACUCGCUUUCUCUUGACAAGAUUUUUCUCUGAUCCGCGGCUGAUCAAAAUGCCCGGCUACCAUAAGGUGGAUCCGAGCCAAAAGUUCGUCACGCAACUGAACCAGUUCAUCCUGAAGAAGUUUCUGUUUCUCGUAUAUUUCCUGGACUAUGCGAAGCAGCGCAAACUGAUCGGGCACGACCCGUGCCUGUUCCACAAGCGCGCCCAGCACAAGGAGAGCCGCGAGAUCUUGCUGAGUUUCUCGCGCGAGCUCUUGAGCGGAAUCGGCGACGUGACAAAAUUGCUACGCGCGCACAACUACGUGCUCGCCCAUCGACAGACGUACAUCGAGGAAUACGAUUACGCGGUAGUGGAUAUACGGCGUGACUUACGCGACGGCGUGCGACUGUGCCGCGUCAUGGAGCUCGUCACCGGUACCCGAGGUUUGACCCAAUGCUGUCGCGUACCGGCGAUAUCACGUCUGCAGAAAGUGCACAACGCGGAUGUAGCAUUGAACGCUCUGCGCCAAGCCGGCUACGUCCUCGAGGGUGACAUAGAUGCAAAGAGUAUCGCCGACGGCCACUGCGAGAAGACUCUGUCGCUCUUGUGGCAGAUCAUCCACAAGUACCAGGUGCCGCGAUUCGACCGGGGGGCUCGCGUGCUCCAAAGAUGGUGGCGGGCGCAGCUCUGGUACAUCAACGUGAGGAAUUACUUGCGGGCACGUAGAAAUCUCGCCGCGAUCAUAAUCCAGCGCGUGUGGAGACGCAAAGUUGCGCAGUCUAGUCGGAUGAUCGAAAUCGAUUGCGAUUUGGAGGAACAUAAGUGCUUCUUGCACGUCAGAAUGGCCGCGAUAUGUAUUCAGAGAUGGUGGAGGCGCGCGCGAGAAAACCCAGGGAAGCUGCAAGAGUUGAGGAAGAGACGCAGAGUCGUGAUCAUGUUGCAGACGAGGUGGAGAGCGACGUUGUUGAUGAGAGAGCAACGGAAUCAAUAUCGUGAUCUGAAGAAAGUUACAUUGUUCAUUCAGGCACGCUGGAGAGCAACGCGAGCGAUGAAACUGCAACGUUUCGAGUACCUGGCGCUUCGCGAUGCUACCGUAAAGGUGCAAUCCUGGUGGAGAUCUAUAAGGAUCAUGCAAACGCAACGUGAAUGGAUGCUUCAUAGGAAAGAGAGCGCGCGUAUCAUCCAGACCUGGUGGAGAAGCUGUUUGUUGACACGCAGAACGCGCAAUAACUUUUUACUGAUGAAAGCCGCCGUGCAGAGCAUCGAGAGAUGGUGGAUGAGCGUCCUCGAGAGGAAGAUAUUCCUUCUGUACCGAAAAAGUGCUGUUCUGAUCCAGAAAACGUGGAGAAAGUAUCGAGCUCGCAAGCGAGAAGCCGCCUGCGCAAAGAUACAGGCCUGGUGGAGAAGCAAGAUGUGUUCGCGUAGAUACAGCCUCCAGAAAUGCUGCUGCGUGAAGCUGCAACGUUGGUGGCGCGGAGUUGAGCUUACGAGGCGCCAACGCGCAGAGUUCUUGCAACUGCGGCACGCGGCAUUGACCGUGCAGAAGAACCGGCGAGCGAGAACAGCUAGGAGGCACUAUCUGAAACAACGGCAGGCAAUCUCGCUGAUACAAUCAUGGUAUCGUCGUGCUAAUUCAGCAAGGACCGUUCGACGACGUUAUCUGGAGAUGAGAGGUGCCGCGAUGCGAAUACAGAACUGGUGGCGCAAUGUCAUGGUAGCUCGCCGGGAGCGCAGAAACUACCUGCGGCUUCGUGACAGCGCCAUUCUCCUGCAGACUCAUUGGCGUCGACGGGUUUUGGCUCGCGCAGAUCGUCAACUAUACCUGACGAAGAGGAAGGCAUGCAUCACUCUACAAUCCUGGUGGCGAAUGAUCAGAAGGCAGAGGGAGUACAGACGAUACAAGGCCUGUGUGCUGAGGACGCAAAGACGAUGGCGUGCGACAAGAGCCGCUCGUGCCGCGAGGGAGGAACAGCGGCUGACUCGUGCGGUUGUUGCAGUACAGGCUCGUUGGAGAGCUCUGACGGCGAGAAGACGAUUCGUCGCCUUGCGCCAAGCUGCAAUAAUAAUUCAGUCAUGUUAUAGAAUGCACAUUGCGAAGCGCAGAUACGAAAUCGUCAAGUAUGCCGUGACGAUUAUCCAAGCCUACUGGCGUGCCUACAACGCGGGCAAACGCGAGAGGAUGCGUUACUUAUCCCUGCGUCAGGCAACCAUCACUGUGCAACGUCGCUACAGGCAGAAAAGGAGCGAACGCGAGGAGCUACUACGGCGGCAGCAAGAGGAUGUUAUCUCGAUUGCCACGAAGAUCCAGGACGAGUGUGGAGAAGCUAUUAACGUGGAUCGGGACGUUACCACGAAACUCGCGUUACCAGACAGCGAUUACUGGCAAGAGAUGAUCAGCGUGUUGCGCAAUUGCGCUAGCGUCGGCACGCUGCUUACAUGCCUGAGCAGCUUGGAUACUAUAACGAAAUUAUCACCAACCGUUUGUGUUAUCCUCUGCAAGUUGAACCUGGCCGACGAUAUAUAUAAUACAAUAGCGCAGAAUAAUAGAUCUUUGCCGUGGAUGAAGGUCUGUGUGCAAGCAUGCAGCAUUCUGAUUACUUUGGCAAAAUAUCCAUACACGAGAAAGUACAUCGUCAAAAAAGAGUAUGCGCUGUCGUUGAUAAAGCUUCUAAGCGGAUCGUUGAAGGACAAGAAUGUAUUUUUACAUUGUGCCACUUUAAUAUGGCUACUUAGUCAGGAUGAAGAUUAUUCAAAGGCUAUCGUAACAUGUCCGCAAAUAAAUUGGUUAAUGAAGAAUAUUCAACAUAAGAUCUUGAAGGGUGCCAGUGUGACAAAAUCGAAGGACCUGGAGAAAUUAUAUCCCAGUUGCGAGCCUCAUCAGAACAACGUACAGAAACCGCGAUUAUUCACCGACAUGAGUUUUGCUGUUGCAGCUAUUAUUAAAAGUACUUACACGUGAUGUUAAUUCAUAAGGUUGGUAAUUAAUUCUAUUAAAUUUCAAGAAAUUUUCUAUUUACAAGUAUGUGCAUGAUAUUGAAUAUAAAUUGCUGCUUAGAUCCAAGUAGCAAUAACUAUUCAUCGACAUAACACAUGAACUAAAAACAAUUCAGUUGCGGAAAGUAUCAUCUUUCGCAUAUAUCUAUAUCUAUAUAUAUAUAUCUCUAUAUAUCUGUAUUUUAAACCUCGCAUUCUGAAAAGCUGGCAGUCUCGCGCGACUGAGGUCGCAGAAAUCAAGACAAAUAAGUUCACGUUUUCAUUCUGCUUUAAUAACCGAUUUCAUUCCUAAAAACGUGGCAGAACACUGGCAACGAUGACAACUCGAUCUGCAUAUGAUACAAUAAGAGAUAAAUGUAAUUUUUAUUUACAGUGCUACUCACAAAUAAAA